CGAAAUAUAACUCGGGAAUUAAAUGAAAAUAAACUAAACUAAAGCCAUGUGAUAGAAGUUACCACGGCAACCCGCGGAUUCUGCAAAACACAAAUAAUGAUUUAAUAUACGCGCUUCUCAGUGUUCUUCGGCUUUAUGGUUUAUUUUCGUAGCAUUUAUUUUGGUGAUUUGUUUGGUUUGCAUUGAACAUAUUGUUUACCCAAACCAACAGCAUAUUCGGGGAGACCGACAUAAUAACCAUUAAGGCAAUUACAACCAUUAUAAACAACAAUAUCGAAAUGAGCAAUACAGAAAUGCCUGCUGAACUUGAAAAACAAAUUUAAGCAUGCUUGAUCCAGUAUUCCGGCAGCCAGGUCUUAAUAGUGUGUCUACGAGAAAAGCCCAAGGAACAAUAAAAACACCAGCGGAUUCUUUCAUUCAGCAUCAACAUUACGGAGAAACAAGUACUAUUGCUAUUCCAGCGUUUUCCGCGUGGCCGCAUUUUCCGAGUGCUUUAAGUGUUUUCCCAGAAUUACAUCAGACCUUCACCUGGACAGCUCCUCCUCCUAAUGUUGGGUAAAUUCACCUCGAACCAUGUCCAGGUCUAUCACCAGUACUCGCGUCCAGUGCCCGUAAAGAAGCCCGUUAAGCACCAGCCGCGUAGUUGGAUCGAGACAAAUUUCCAGAAGCGCGAAUGCAUCAAGUUCAUACCAUGCCCAAAGGACGAUACAAAAUGCUGUUGUGGCCAAGUCCAAAUCACACAUCAGACGAUACCGGGCAUCGAGAGUGGUUCACCCGGCGACCUUUGGCUGCCCACCAAGCACACACGCCCCCAGCCCACCGAUGCCUAUGGCACCAUCGAGUUCCAGGGCGGAGCACAUCCCACAAAGGCACAGUAUGUACGCCUGUCGUUCGACACGCGGCCGGAGCUGCUGGUGCAGCUCUUCACCAAGGAAUGGAAUCUGGAAUUGCCAAAACUUUUGAUCACCGUGCAGGGCGGCAAGGCCAACUUUGAUUUGCAGGCCAAAUUGAAGAAGGAGAUACGCAAAGGACUGCUGAAGGCGGCCAAGACCACGGGAGCCUGGAUAUUCACCGGCGGCACCAACACCGGAGUCACCAAGCAAGUGGGCGAUGCCCUGCUCCUGGAGGGACAGCAGCGGACAGGACGAGUGGUCAGCAUCGGCAUCGCUCCCUGGGGCAUCGUCGAGCGCAAUCACGAGCUGUUGGGCCACAACCGCGAGGUGCCCUGCCACAGCAUAAGUUCGCCCAGAUCCAAGUUGGCCGUGCUGAACAACCGGCAUGCAUACUUCCUGCUGGUGGACAACGGCACCCAGGCCAAGUACGGAGCGGAGCUGAUCCUGCGCCGCAAGCUGGAGAAGUUUAUAUCCAACCUGAAGCUACAUCCAUCAAAGAAUCACUGGCUUAAAACAAAUGUCACACAUUCCAGUACACCCGUCGUCUGCCUGGUGAUCGAGGGUGGAACCAACACGAUACGUGCGGUGCUCGAAUACGUGACGGACUCGCCGCCGGUUCCGGUGGUCGUGUGUGACGGAUCCGGGCGUGCCGCCGACCUGCUUGCCUUCGUCCACAAAUAUGCGUCGGAUGGCGAGGAGCAGCCGGUGCUGGAGUCCAUGCGGGACUAUCUCAUUGGAACGAUACAGAAGACCUUCGAGGUGGGCCUGGACCAGUCCGAGAAGCUGUACCAGGAGCUGUUGCAGUGCACAAGGAACAAGAAUCUGAUUACCGUCUUUCGCAUACAGGAAAAGCCCGAGGGCGAGGCACAGGAGCUGGAUCAGACCAUCCUGACGGCACUCUUCAAGUCACAGCAUCUGAGUCCUCCGGAGCAAUUGAGCCUGGCCCUGACGUGGAAUCGCGUGGACAUAGCGCGCAGCGAGAUAUUCGUCUAUGGCCAGGAGUGGCCCAAUGGGGCCCUCGACGAGGCCAUGAUGCAGGCCCUGGAACAUGAUAGAAUCGAUUUCGUCAAAUUACUCCUGGAGAAUGGCGUUUCGAUGAAGAAAUUUUUAACAAUACCGCGCCUCGAGGAGCUCUACAAUACCAAGCACGGGCCGGCCAAUACGUUGGGCUAUAUCCUGCGCGAUGUCCGACCGCAUAUACCCAAGGGCUACAUUUACACGCUCCACGACAUCGGGUUGGUGAUCAAUAAACUGAUGGGCGGCGCAUAUCGAUCCUAUUACACGCGCCGCAAAUUUCGGCCCAUCUACGCCAAGGUUAUGAACAGCUAUGCCAACGCCUGCCGCAAGUCCUCCACCUACCAGUAUCAGCGCUAUGCCGGAGCCAAUUCCCUUAGCCUGGUCACCGGCCUGCUGCCCUUCACCUCCGAAAUGGCCCUCUUCGAGUUCCCCUUCAAUGAGCUGCUGAUCUGGGCGGUGCUGACCAAGCGCCAGCAGAUGGCCUUGCUGAUGUGGACGCAUGGGGAGGAGGCGCUGGCCAAGUCCCUGGUAUCCUGCAAGUUGUACAAGGCCAUGGCCCAUGAGGCGGCCGAGGAUGACCUGGACACGGAGAUCUAUGAGGAGUUGCGCUCCUAUGCCAAGGAGUUUGAGAGCAAGGGUAACAAAUUGCUGGACUUUAGCUAUAGACAGGAUGCGGAGAAGGCCCAGCGCCUGCUCACCUGCGAGCUGCAUUCCUGGUCCAACCAGAGCUGCCUGUCCCUGGCCGUGGCGGCCAAUCAUCGCGCCCUGCUGGCCCAUCCCUGCAGUCAGGUGAUCCUGGCGGAUCUGUGGAUGGGAGGACUGCGUACCCGCAAGAAUACCAACUUCAAGGUCAUUUUGGGCUUGGCGAUGCCCCUGUACAUCCGGCAGCUGGACUUUAAAACCAAGGAGGAACUCCAGCAAAUGCCACAGACUGAGGAGGAGCAUCUGGAGAAUCAGAAUCUGGACAACGAUGACUCGGAUCGUUCGCAGCCGGAUGCCGAGUGCAAGCUAAUGCCAGCUGAACAGCUGAACAGUUCGCCAUCCUUUAAGAGUGUCUCGAACUCAACAGAUGCUCUGUUGGCGGAUACUUACUCAGUGCGCGAUACAAAAGUACACGAAAAUGGCAAAGUUAAUCUCACUGCUGGAGCGGAUGAACAGCCCUCCAAAGUCUCCCUCACCGACUCGGAUCCUGCCCAGUUCCGGGAGUUCUUCAAUCUCUCCGAGUACAACGAGGUGAAGCAGCAUCAGCCCCUGCGCCUGAAGAAGAAGUUCUACGAGUUUUAUACGGCACCCAUUACCAAAUUCUGGGCCGAUUCGAUUGCCUAUAUGUUCUUCCUGAUAAUGUUCUCCUUCACGGUGCUGGUGAAGAUGGAGACGAUGCCGCGGUGGCAGGAAUGGUACUCGAUAGCGUACAUCACCACGUUGGGCUUUGAGAAGGUGCGCGAAAUCAUAUCCUCCGAACCGGUGGCCAUUACGCAUAAAUUCUCGGUGUGGGCGUGGAAUAUGUGGAAUCCCUGCGAUGGCGCCGCCAUAAUACUCUUUCUCAUUGGACUGGCAUUUCGGUUUCGAGGUAGCACCAUGGACAUUGGCAGGGUUAUCUACUGUGUAGAUAGCAUCUACUGGUAUCUGCGUAUCCUGAAUAUCCUGGGAGUCAACAAGUAUCUGGGUCCUCUGGUCACCAUGAUGGGAAAAAUGGUCAAGAACAUGAUUUACUUUGUGGUCCUGCUGGCCGUCGUCCUCAUGAGCUUCGGGGUCAGCCGGCAGGCCAUUCUGUAUCCCGACAAGCAGCCCACCUGGGGCCUGAUCAAGGAGGUCACCUUCCAGCCCUACUUCAUGCUGUACGGAGAGGUGUUCGCCGGCGAUAUUGACCCACCCUGCGGCGAGGAUCCCAGCCAGCCGGGCUGCGUCACUGGCCAUUGGGUAACGCCGAUAACGAUGUCCAUGUAUCUGUUGAUUGCCAAUAUUCUGCUGAUAAAUCUACUCAUCGCCGUGUUCAAUAAUAUCUUCAACGAGGUCAAUUCGGUGUCCCAUCAGGUAUGGAUGUUCCAGCGUUUUACCGUUGUUAUGGAGUACCAACAGAAGCCCGUCCUGCCGCCGCCAUUCAUCGCGCUGUGCCACUUCUACUCGCUGCUCAAGUACUGUGUGAGAAAGGCGAAAGGAUUGGAGGUGCAGCGGGACAAUGGUCUCAAGCUGUUCCUCGAAAAGGACGACCUGGAGCGACUGUACGACUUUGAGGAGGAGUGCGUCGAGGGCUUCUUCCACGAACAGGAAAUCAUUCUCAAUCAGUCGACGGACGAAAGGGUAAAGAACACCACCGAGCGGGUGGAGACAAUGUCGCAGAAAAUCGAGGACAUCAAUCAGAAGGAGAAUAUACAAACGGCCACCGUUCAGAACAUUGAGUUCCGGCUGCGCAAGAUGGAGGAAUCCUCGGAGCAGAUACUCUCCCACCUGGCCGUCAUACAUCGCUUCAUGUCCACACACAUUGCUGGCACAGAUGACCUGCGGGGGUCCACGAUAAACAUUCCGUCGGAGAUGCACCGCAUGCGUACCAUCUCGAUAUCUGAUACGGAGGGCGGUGGCAAUGGCAGUGGUGGCGCAGGAGGAGGAGGAGGAGGAGCAGGAAGUGGUAGUGGCGGUGGUGGAGCUGUUGUGCCACUGGCCCUGGGCGCCGGACUGAAUUUAAAUUCGCUGCAGGUGACCACACGCCGUCGAUUCAAUCGCUCGCUGACCGAGGUCCGGCCGGAUGCGUACAUCUUCGAUGAGGGCACCCACUUCGAGGUGGUGCCACUGCCGGAGGAACCCGACGAAGUGGUCAAAUCCCGUGAGGCUCUCAACGAGCAGGUGGUGCGCAAGGCGUCGAUGCAAUCGGAGGCGGACUCGGACAUCUAUCUGCCGCUCUCGCAGAGGCCUUCCACCUGCGAGACUGUCAAGCGGACGCCGUAUGUCACCGUGCGCCAGGACACCGGGGCCAGCACUGAGAGCAAGGACACGCUAACGCCGAUGGGCAAUGACGAUGAUCAGACGCUCGUCGGCGGCGAUAACUCGGAUGAUGCAGCGCCGGAUAUCAACUUUGAGGCUGCCCGGCAUCGGGCCUUGAGACAGCGGACUGUGUCCUUGUGUCGCCGCAACUCUGAGACUUACUCCCUCACCGGAGCGGACAUCAAUCGGUCGCACAUCAGCCUCAAUCAGCUGGCCUCGCUCUCCCGCCGCCAGAUGAGCCUGACGCAGUCGGAGCCGGACAGCGACAAGGAUGCGCCAGCAGGCGCCGCGGGCUCCUCCUCCGCUCAUCCGGGUAAAUCAGUAUUGCAUGCGAAACCCUCCAGAAAUAUCUUGCUGAAACUGCACAGCGAGUACACCUCGAUCACGGACGAGUUGGAGAGCGUCUGCCACAUGAUAGCAUCGCCCACGGUCUCCCUGCAGAGCAACAAAGCUUCACUGGACCGGCCCAAGACGGAGAUGUCGCGGGCGGAGGCCGCCGCCCUGCUGGAGAAGAAGCAUUUGAAGGAGUGCGAGGAGAAUGAUUACAAGAUACUGGAGGGCCUUAUUGAGGCACGCGGCUCCAUUGAUGCCAGCGCCCAGGCCUUUGAGAUCGGCGUUUCCAUAGACUACAGCCAUCGCUAUCCGCUGCGACGCGAGACUGCCGUUGAGCUGUCACCAUCGAAGCCCUCGGUCGAGGGCGACCUGAUGGGCGGGGCCACCGGAGGUGGUGCCAGCGGCGGCGGUGGUGAUAGUAGCGACACCAGCGGAGCUGGUAGCUGCGGUGCCAUGGUCGUCGUCUCGAGUGGCUUCCAGCUGAAGAACGAGCGCCCCUGGCAGCGUAACUCUUCGAUGGAGCAGCAAACCUAUCCCUCACCCCUGGUGCCCACGCGGGCAACCAGUGACUUCCUAAAUCCUCCCUACGAAGGCACCGGCCGGCUCUUCAAGAAGUCCAGCGAGAGUCUGCAAAAGAAUUCCAGCACGGAGACGGACUACUCGGCUCAUCCGUAUCGCUUUAUCAAGCAGAGCUCCAAUGAGACAAACACCUCGCUGACGGGCUCCUACAACGUGGACACGCCGUCGCUGACGGCCGAGCCCUCGCUGGAUGCCGGCGACUCGCACUCGGCGACGGGGAUUAGCAUUAGCGUUGGUGCCGCUGGCGGCGCUGCCACGGCGCGUUACCAGCCCAUCCGCACGGCCUCUGUGGGUGCCGCCGACGGCAGGCGGUUGCGGGACGAGAGCUCCAGCUCCCUGGAUCUCAGCUCGGGUGGAACAACUGGGCCAGUGACGAUGCAGGCAGCGCCGGCACCGCCAUCGCGUCCGAUGCUGCUGAAGAAACAGUUUAGCGUGGACCAGGGCAAGCCGUCUCAGCCGGCGGAGACCGGUGCCACGAGUACGGCUACAGCUCCGGCUCUGACGCCGGAUGCUGCUCAGGUUGGGGCCAAACUGAUUUCCACGCUCAAGCCGCAGCCCUUUGCGAGCAAGCUGGGCAUGAACGUGCUCAAGGAGAGCAGCUCCAGCACGGAGGAGUCGGGCUGUUCGUCUGCCAAGAGCAGCAACCCGGCCCUGUCCAUACCCCAGAUCAGUACGCAUCUGGUGCAGGACGAGAUCGCGAAGCUGUCGUCGAACAUCAAGAGCAGCACCGAGUCGGAGAAGGAUCCGCCGUUCAACGAGACAAUGUGUUAGCAAAAAAGCAGGAGGCUGCUCAAUGGGAUAACUAGUCAUAGGAUGAGCUGGGUGAUACGAGCCUAGAGAGCUAGGAAAUCAGAUAUCAGAUAUAUACAUAGUCGGGGGGAUCGCAUGUUACUUACUACGCGUUAAUGAUUUUUGACAAUACAUAGUUCACAAAUUCUCUGUAUUUUUAUACAAGUAUUUAUUUAGAAAGCAAAGUCAUUGUUGUUGUUAUACACUCUACAGAAAGGGAAGGUAGUCGGGCAUGGAAUAUGUGUUUUGUUUAUGUGUUUUUUUUUU
Messenger RNA from Drosophila serrata, 6857 nucleotides. RefSeq names its product transient receptor potential cation channel, subfamily M (gene Trpm). Gene Ontology annotation, biological process: monoatomic cation transmembrane transport; protein tetramerization; metal ion transport. Gene Ontology annotation, cellular component: plasma membrane. The record is from RefSeq and is a predicted model, not a curated record. Lineage: Eukaryota; Metazoa; Arthropoda; Insecta; Diptera; Drosophilidae. Gene Ontology annotation, molecular function: monoatomic cation channel activity.